Molecule: messenger RNA, 1989 nt
Organism: Tachysurus vachellii
Lineage: Eukaryota; Metazoa; Chordata; Actinopteri; Siluriformes; Bagridae
Gene: serpina10a
Product: serpin peptidase inhibitor, clade A (alpha-1 antiproteinase, antitrypsin), member 10a
Exons: 5
Coding region: 164-1339 (391 amino acids)
Biological process (GO): blood coagulation; negative regulation of endopeptidase activity
Molecular function (GO): serine-type endopeptidase inhibitor activity
Source: RefSeq, a predicted model, not a curated record
AUACACACACACACGUACACACACACACACACAGUCUCUGUUACACACCAAGCUGCUGAGGAUCAACCGCUAAUCCGCGAAUUCUCUCCUUCUGCUUCAGGAUUAUUUCCCGAUUAUUGAACAGAAACACUGUGAAUUCGGUGUUGAUCAUCUGUACUGAGCCAUGGAGAAGGUCUUCAUCUUGCUCAGCGUAACCCUCCUCACCACAGGUACUCAGGGUCAGACGCAGAGCUCAGACAUGCAGGAGCUGGCCGGCCGGAACGCGGACUUCGCCAUGGCGCUGUACCGCAAGAUCGCUAGCACGAGCGAUGAUAACUUUGCCUUCUCGCCUUUAGCAGCCUCACUGAGCCUGGCGUCUCUGGCAGCAGGAGCCGACGAGAACACGAGAAAGGAACUGCUGCAAACGUUAAACCUGGCUCCUAUGGAUAGAGAAGGAGAACCGGAGAGGAUCCCGGCAUUGCUGCAGCAGAUGAAGGAAGCUGUGGCACAGACUGUAGUGACGGGUCUGUUCAUCAGCAGGCAAGUCCAGGUCGAGUCCAGCUUCAGCAGCCUGGUGAAGAAGUUCUACAAUGCAGAUGUGAUGAAUGUGGAGUUCUCCAACACACAGGCCACUAAAGCCAGCAUCAGUGAGUACAUCACAAGCAACACAGGGAACAAGAUCAGGGACGUGCUGGACACAGUGGAUCCUCAAAGCCAACUCAUGCUCAUCAGUGCUGCGUAUUUUACAGGCCAUUGGAAGCUCCCUUUCAAUUCCAGCUUCACUCAGGAGGAACGAUUCUACAUUGAUAAGUAUCACAUCGUCCAGGUGCCGAUGAUGGUCCACUCUGAUAAGUACUACCUGGCGUAUGACCCGUCUCUGAAGGUGGGCAUUUUGAAGCUGCCAUGUACUGAUGGGACUGCCAUGCUGGUCCUCCUACCAGAUGAAGACGUAGACUACACAGCUGUGGAUGAAGCCCUGACUGCUGAAGUCUUCCUCGGAUGGGUAGCUAAGCUUAAGAAGACGAAGCUAGAGGUCCAGAUACCCAGGUUCUCCGUGGAGUACUCCUUCUCCCUGAAGAAAAGCCUCCUCGGUCUGGGCUUCACCAAAUUCCAGGAUAGUAGUGCAGAUCUGCAAUACCUCAGCAAAUCCUCUGAGCUGAAACUGUCUGAGGCACUGCAGAAGGUCCUGGUGGAAGUGGAUGAGAAAGAAGGCUUGGAUGCUCCGUCCUCCAGCAGCAUCUUCAUGGAGACUCUUCCUCCAAGACUCACCUUCAAUCGGCCUUUCCUGUUCCUCGUCUAUCACGAGGCCACUAAAAGCCUGCUACACAUGGGCCGUGUCAUUGACCCCACUAAGAAGUAGUCGUGUUCACAUUCGUGCUUCACCUAAAACAUGUUUAGCAAAAGCUUUUUACUGUGCACUGAUUAGCAUUCCUGGGAACUGCAUUGUACCAAAGUUUACAUCUGUAUGUAAUGGAAUACCAUAAAUAGUUAUCAACAUGCAGUAAUUAAUCAAUAUGAAUAGAAAUACUUACUCGUCAAUAAACUGUAUAUUUAUAAUUCACCUGGAUUAAAGUCAUUAUGACUGUGCUCCUGGAUCUGAUUAGUCAGAAUUUUAAUUGAACGCACUCAUUCGAAUACAUUACAGUUUCUAUAGUAACAUCUCAUGCACAGGGAUGUGCAGGUGGUCGAUCUACAUAAAUGGAUUAAAAAACGUGUGUUUGUUGAUAUGGUGAAUUUUUCUGUAAGAUGUUUCUGGAACAUUUAUGGAAGGAGUCUCCAGUGUCAGUGUCCGUGCUUUGUAGUUUUCUGACAGUUUUCAGGAAGAUAAAUAAAAAUCGCAGUGGUCACCUGAUUACUGUGGUGUCAGAGGAAACACUGGAGGAUACGUUACUGGUGUAAGUGUGUAAGUAACAGUAAGUCAGCUUCAUUGCUCCUCUCUGUCAUGUUUUAUUCCUUUCUUCCAGAAUUCUGUGUAAAAUUCAUAAAGACUUUAAAAACUUCAGGAAGUCA